Fusarium proliferatum ET1 is the source of this 684-nucleotide messenger RNA. RefSeq lists its product as uncharacterized. Bases 1 to 684 code for a protein of 227 amino acids. The record is from RefSeq and is a predicted model, not a curated record. Lineage: Eukaryota; Fungi; Ascomycota; Sordariomycetes; Hypocreales; Nectriaceae. The transcript has a single exon.
AUGGCCUUCGUACGACCGCUGCUGUACGUUGCCCUCGGGCUUCUCAUGGUGGUUUCCAUCAUCGAGCUCUCCUUCAUCUCAAGUAUGGUCGGUUGGCUCCACGGUAACGCCAGCGGAACCUUUUCCUUCGAGUACCGCGGCACAAGACAUGAUCUCAAAGGCGAGCCUGCAAACUUGAUCGUUGAUCAGGGACAUACCAGCAACGGCGCAGCGGGAACAUCAUUCGUCCUCAUCGGCUGCGGAGGAAUUCUCGCUUUGAUUCUUCGCAACAGACAGAACCCUGGAAAAUUCAGUCGAUUCUUGUAUAACACGUGGCUGGUGUUCAACGUCCUCAGUUUACUCCUCAUCCUCACGGCUCUUAUUUACACCUUUGUUGUUACGAAUAAUCAUAACGGACAACGUAUCAACCCUGGUGUUGCGGCGGGUCUUGACGAUGAUGAGAAAUACCCUCUACAGUCAUGGACACCUCAGAAUUGGUUCUCAGCAUUCCUGAAACUCGACCUCACCAACUCGAAUGAGAGAAACGACAUUGAACAUCACUUGCGUCUCAUGCGAGGCUGGCAGUACAACCUUAUUCCCUUCUUCAUCAUUCACCUUGCUGAGACCGGCCUUGCACUAUGGGACGCUAUGCUUCGACGAAAGGAACCUGCACCAGCCUAUGCGCCACCCAAGCACACCGUUUAA